AUGCAUUUCAAGGCGACCCUGUUGGCCCCGGUAGCGUUGGCGGCGGUUGUAGGGGCUAGCAAGAAUGCACGAGAUGUCGAGCCAUGUGCGCAGAUCUCCAAGUUGGUGGCAGAUGCCAAUGAUCAUCAGAUCAGCGCUAAAGUGCCCCAUGACUUGGCACAUCAAUGCUUGAUGUCUAUGCCAUUCGAGUCGAGUCGGGCAGUGACGUUCUUGAAUCAAGUCCGAAAGUAUCUAGAGUUCCACUCGACUGUGGACAUUCUCAAGAAUCCUCCCUCUGGUUAUAUGAUGCCAUCUACCGAUCUCCUGGGAGGGAUCGAUUCGAUCUUGGAAAAAGUCAAUAACAAGGGGUACUCCAGCCAAUUCGAAAUGGACCUGGAAGUCUCCAAUCUCAUCAAAUCAGCACACGAUGGUCACUUGGUCUUCCAAUUAUGCUCACAGUCAAUAUUUAACUAUGUGAUCGACAUGCCUCUCGUUUCUAUCUCAACAGAUGGUCUCGAACUACCGGAGGUCUACACAUUGAGCGAUGCAAAACUCCAGCAGAGCGGUACAAAGAACGUGUCUCCCCUUGUAUCGAUCAACGGCACCGAUGCGGCCGAGUUCCUUGUUUCAUAUGCGUCUCGUCAAAGUCUUCAGGAUCGCGAUGCCCAGUACAACCGAAUUUUUCCAGCUCUAGCUCGCACCGUCACUGGAACUUCCAUUGAUGAGAACGGCAUCUGGGCCAGCACUGCCGACUGGAGUGAUGGCUCCGAGGUAACUCUCAAGUACGGUAAUGGGACUACUCAGACCGUGGAAAAGAAUGUCGUUCCUAAAGAAAGAUAUUUCUCCUACACCAACGGCACCCGUCUAUACAAUGUCAACUGCAUUCCCCGAGGCCUCCCUACCGCCGAAUCUUCUUCGUCGACAGCUGAAGAGGCUUCCUCUCUGCCUGGACUUCCAGAUACACAGUGGCGCAACCCUGCCAAUUCCAUUGCCGGUUAUUUCUCGAAUCUUACCGGCCUCGAGGACACUGGGAUUAUCUUCCUGCCCACUUUCUCCUCCAAUCCGCAGCAGGCGGCUCAAGUGGCGAUAGAUUUCCUACACAACGCCACUGCCACGGGAAAGAAGAACAUCCUGAUCGAUGUUGCAGCAAAUCCGGGUGGAUACUUGUCGAUUGGAAUCGAUCUCUCCCGGAUUUUCUUCCCAGAUGCUUUUCCGUAUACCGCGACGCGAUAUCGAGCGCAUGAUGCAUCCAAGUACCUCACCAAAGCAUUUUCACGCUCCACAACCCAGGACUCAAGCAAUACCUUUGCGUACAAGGAGAUGGUUGCUCCAGACCAGAAGACUGACUUUGGCUCCUGGAAAGACCUUUAUGGACCAAAUGAGGUCCUAGGAAGCCCUUCAUCAAGCUUGCUCUCCAACUUCAACUACACUUCCACUUCCAGUCAAAACUAUCCAAUAAACGGAUAUGGGCCUAUUCCGUUGAAUCCCGAUAAAUCACUAUUCUCCGCUGAUAACAUUGCCAUCGUGAGUGCUGUAAUAAUGGUGCCCCCAUCUACGAAUGAGAGACUAACAGCUGAACAUCAGAUUACCGACGGAGACUGCGGUUCAACCUGCGCCUUCUUCGUCAAGCUCAUGAAGCGCCAAGGUGUACGCACCAUCACAUUCGGCGGCCGUCCCACCGAAUCCGCAAUGCAAGGAGUCGGCGGUGUAAAGGGUGGCCAAUCCCUCGGAGUCAACUACAUCAACGGCUACAUCCAGCAAGCCAACCAGCUAAUCCAAAACUCAACGGGCAGUUCCUCUCCUCUCCUGACACAGGAGGAAUGGAAGAAAUUCAACGAUUCGUGUCCCGGCACGGCCACCUCGUUUUCUUGGAGUGGAAACGUCAAUCUACGGAAUGAGUAUGAUCCGGACGAUGAUCAGACGCCACUGCAGUUUGUGUAUGAAGCGGCGGAAUGUCGGCGCUUUUAUACGAUUGAUAACUAUCUACAACGGGAGACUGUGUGGCAAGAUGCUGCCAAGUCCAUGUUUGGUGAUGGGGGUUGUGUGAAGGGUUCGACUAAUGGUAAGGGUAGCUUGGGUGCCUGA
Messenger RNA from Penicillium cataractarum, 2064 nucleotides. RefSeq lists its product as uncharacterized. NCBI's taxonomy places the organism in Eukaryota, Fungi, Ascomycota, Eurotiomycetes, Eurotiales, Aspergillaceae. The record is from RefSeq and is a predicted model, not a curated record. The transcript has 5 exons. The coding region runs from base 1 to 2064 and encodes 687 amino acids. Gene Ontology annotation, biological process: proteolysis. Gene Ontology annotation, molecular function: serine-type peptidase activity.